Messenger RNA from Sparassis crispa, 897 nucleotides. RefSeq lists its product as hypothetical. NCBI's taxonomy places the organism in Eukaryota, Fungi, Basidiomycota, Agaricomycetes, Polyporales, Sparassidaceae. The transcript is spliced from 4 exons. Gene Ontology annotation, molecular function: metal ion binding. Bases 1 to 897 code for a protein of 298 amino acids. The record is from RefSeq and is a predicted model, not a curated record.
AUGGUGAUGGCUAACACAACUUGCGGAAUCUGUUUGGACGAACUCAAAGUCCCUGUGUCAACACCCUGCGGGCAUCUUCACUGCGAAAAAUGUCUUACGGCAUACAUUGAGAAGAGUCCAGACGCCAUUACCGCUUCUUGUCCUACCUGUCGGUCAGCUUUCGGCAUAGCUAUGCCUGACAUGAGAUUUGUUCCGGAAAAAUACCACAAGUUCAUUAUUCCGAACGUUCGACGCGUUUUUCUCGAUGCACCACUUCACACCUCUUCGGAUCUGCAGGUUGAUGUCACGAGGCUGGAGGGACGCGUACAGGAACUCGUGCACGAUAAGACACUGCUGAUGGAUCGCUGUGAGGCUCAGAUGGCCGCUUCUGCUAUUCACGCGUCGGGAGAGCGCGAUGCGCGGCUGGAGAACGAGAAACUAAAGAUGGAGAUGCAGAAGCUCCGAAAGAAGUACGAUGGCUUGAAGGGAAAGUACUUCAGCUUGAGGGAGACAUCGGGAGUGUCGACUCACGCCAUGAAGCGCAAGAGCGGCCAAGCGGCCCUGGACACAUUCCUAGAGCCUUCGCAGUGCCGUUCCGGGUUCGAUACUCGCGAGGUUGAUGGUCGACUUGUACAUCGCAAAUCCAAACGUCCUCGGCUGCUCGGCUCUCCUUUCGAUCUCAACCACCUAGCAGGUCCGGUGCCUGUGUUCAAGAAGCGGUUACCAAUAUCCCAGCCCGAAGACAGUUCGAGCUUGCCAAGUUCUUUGGGUUCAAAGGCGCGCCCUCGACGCUCCGGCCUUCCUACAGGAGACUUGUUUUCCCCGAGAAUCGGAGGGUUGAACGGUGGACAUGGCAGCAUCGAUUACGAUUAUGGCACGGCGACAAUUCCCCUUGUGGAGGAUAAUGAUGACGACUGA